ACGGGCUCACAUCACCGGGCGGACGGACCGGAGGAGACGCAGCGGCACCUCGGCUCCUCUGCGGGGUCGCAGGAGGGAUCAUCUGCAGUAGCAGGCCACCAUAAAGCUCCAGACAGCCACUUCAGCUUCUCUUCGCCAUUCGCGGACCUUGAUGCGGCCCAGCCAUGGGAACAUGGCCCAGUAUACGGCUGGCUUUCAUACUGGGGUCUCUGUUCAUGAGCCUGCUCAUCAUUGUGUACUGGGAAAACAUACUGAGGCUGGACGCAGGUUCGGUGCCUAUUCUCUAUGGACCACUUCACACUGGCUGGAAUAACAGGACCAACAAAGACCCUUCACAGCCUGUUAACACCAGCAGAUCUGAGGCCACUGUCCCCACCACCACGCACAUCCCUGUUCAGCAAGAUGAAGAGGGGCAACACUGGGAGGAGGAGGAACUGGAGGUAAAACAGGAGAGGAGGAAGGAGGAAACACUGGAGGGAAAUGAGAAAGAGAGCAGUGGCGUUUCUGCUGAAGAUAUGGAACAAAAAGCAAGGAAGCAGAGGAUCAUGGACGUGUGCUCAGAAAUGAGCUCCUCCGAGGAGUUUCCAGCAAUGAAACGCAGUUUUAAUCAGAUCCCAAACAUGGAGCUGGAUCACUUCAUAGUCGAUGAUAAACACCAAAUCAUCUACUGCUAUGUUCCCAAGGUGGCAUGCAGCAACUGGAAGAGGAUGAUGAUGAUCCUCAGUGAGUCUCAGAUCUCACCCUCCUCAGGAAAACCUUACACUGAUCCCGUAGAAAUACCUACUAACAUCGUACACAACGGCUCUAACUACCUCACUUUUGAUAAGUUUCCCAGCAUUUAUGGUUCUCUGUCCCACCACCUGAUGGCAGUCAAGCUCCAGAAGUACACCAAAUUUCUGUUUGUGCGAGACCCCUUUGUCAGACUCAUCUCUGCCUUCAGGAACAAGUUUGGAAAGCCCAAUCAGGUCUUCUACAAGCGGUUUGGUUCCGUGAUCCUGCGUCGUUACGGCGGUGUGUCUUAUUUGCCAGACACAGCCAAGGAGGCGUUUGCUGCAGGACUCAAACCCACGUUUCAGCAGUUCAUCACCUACCUGCUAGAUCCCCAGACCGAGAGAAGAGAGCUCUUCAAUGAACACUGGCGGCAGAUUUACCGUCUGUGCCAUCCUUGUCAGGUGAAGUAUGACUUCAUCGGGCGACUGGAGACCCUCGACACAGACGCAGAGCAAGUUCUGAAACUCAUGAAAGUGGACAAUCUGCUGCAUUUCCCUUCAGCGUACCAAAACCUGACUGUAGUCAGCUGGGUAAGAGACUGGUUUGAGCAGAUUCCCUUUGAGGCACGGAGGAAACUGUACAAGCUGUACGAACCUGACUUCAAGCUGUUUGGCUACCCCAAGCCCGACAGCGUCGUAGACGAGUAGACGGCUCCGAGCAGGAUACCUGGGAACUGCACCAUGUGUAGAGUCCACGUCCCGCCAACCUGCACACAGCCAGCACAUCUUCCUGAAGACCUGUCAAUGCUGCUGUUUGCACCUUUUAUUUAGUGCAAACCUCAAACUACAGAAGUGCCUGUCAGUGUAAUUCUGUCAUCAUUUUAUAUGUAUGUAUGACGCAAACUUGGUUGCCAAUUACAUGUUUUCAGUCUGUUUUCCUCAUGCAAAAGCACUUUGUAUAAUAUUCUGUGAAUAUUUUGUUUCUCAAAAAGCUAUUUCUUGAUGUUUCAAGUGGAGGUAGUGUGCCUUCAUUACUGUAAUGAACUCAUGUUUGAAAACUGUAAUUUAACAGUUUGUUAUGUUGGGUGGUUGAACACACAAAGGUGAAGGAGGAUUCAAACAGUUAAAUGUAUCCAUAUGUGUCAAAAUCAUAAUGCAGUUGAAAGAAAGCAACUCAAUAAGUCACCACCAAUCAAUUUAAGCACUAUUUAUUUAAAUUUUAACUGCUAAAGUAAGAGGGGUAAUCAGUGGAAAGCCAACAUAAUGAUGGUAUUAUGAUAAUUAUAUGGAAUAUU
This is a messenger RNA of Salarias fasciatus (jewelled blenny), 2005 nucleotides long. RefSeq names its product carbohydrate sulfotransferase 12-like. Gene Ontology annotation, molecular function: sulfotransferase activity. Lineage: Eukaryota; Metazoa; Chordata; Actinopteri; Blenniiformes; Blenniidae. Gene Ontology annotation, cellular component: membrane. Gene Ontology annotation, biological process: carbohydrate biosynthetic process; proteoglycan biosynthetic process. The transcript has 6 exons. The record is from RefSeq and is a predicted model, not a curated record. Bases 165 to 1418 code for a protein of 417 amino acids.